AUGUGCUCGUGCGCCGCCGGGGAGGUGUCUUGCAUCGGCGUGCCGCUGCACAGCAUGCCAGCGCUGCCGCGGCGCGCCCUGCACCACGUCGAGGUGAUGCAGUCCGAGCUGACGGCGCUGGAGGACGCUGCCCUGGCCGGGACGCGAACCGCCAGCCUGCGGCUCAUCGGGGACGGCCUGGUGGUCAUCGCGCCGCACGCCCUCGCACCCCUGGCAGGGGAGCUGCGUUCACUCGACCUGAGCUACAACCAACUGCAGGAGGUUCCCGCCGCACUCCGGCCGCUCAAGUCGCUGCACUGGCUCAGUCUGCACGGUAACCAGCUGACGGCCCUGAACGUGGACUGGGGGCACCUGCGCGACACGCUGGCCAGCCUGUACCUGGGUGCGGGCAGCUUGGCGGAGCUGCGUCACCUGCACACGCUGGAGCUGGACAACAAUCACCUGAGCGUGCUGACGGCGUCCUCGGUGCCCGCGUCGCUGCGCUCCCUGUCCGCGCAGCACAACGCCCUGGUGCGCGUGCCCUACUCGCUGCUGGAGCCGGGCGGCCCGCCGCGCCUGCAGCACCUCAUGCUGCGCGGCAACCUGGUCCGCACGCUGCCCCGGGCCGGCCUCCGCGCGCACAAGGCCCUCGACAGGCUGGACCUCGCCGACAACAACAUCCAGACGCUGCCCUCGCGGUGCUUCAACGGCACGCUGUCGGUGCGCGACCUCCGCCUGGACUCCAACUCCCUCCGCGCGCUGCCCGCCAACGCGCUGGAGGGCUUCGGCACGGCGCGGCUCUCGCUGGCCAGCAACCGGCUGGAGUACCUGCACCCGGCGGCGCUGCAGGGCCUGGAGCACUCGCUGGAGCACCUGGACCUGGACGGCAACGCGCUGCGCGUCUUCCCCGCCGAGGCGCUGGCCAACCUGACGCGGCUGCGCUCGCUGCUGCUGGCCAACAACCGCCUGUCCGAGGUGGGCGGUGACGCGAUGGCGGGCGUGGCCGGGACUCUGCGAGCGCUGUCCCUCGCCGGCAACGACCUGCAUGCCCUGCCGCUGGCCGCGCUGCGGCGCUGCGUCGCGCUGUCGCACCUCAACCUGGGCUACAACGGCAUCCCCAGCCUGCACGCCGAGGACCUGCGCGGCUGGGGCGCGUCGCUGGACACGCUGCUGCUGGCCAGCAACAAGGUCGCCAGCCUGGAGGCGCGCGCCUUCCGCCACGCGCCGCGGCUGCGGGAGCUGAACCUGUCGUUCAACCGGCUGGCCGGGCUGCACGCCGACGCCUUCCUGGACCUGGCGGCGCUGCAGAGCUUGGAGGCGAGCUUCAGCCUGGCCGAGCUGGACCGCUUCCCGGAGGACGCCCUGCGGCCGCUGGUGGCGCUGCGGUGGCUGGCGCUGGACAACAACGACAUCCGCGCCAUGGACAGCGGCGCGCUCAAGACCCUCGCCAACCUCGAGUUCCUCAACCUGGAGGACAACUUGCUGUCCGAGCUGCCGCCGGGGCUGUUCGGGCCGCAGCACGCCCGCCUGCGUGAGCUGCGCCUCGGCGGCAACUCGCUGCGCGCCGUGCGCACGGCCGACUUCCGCGGCCUUCGGGGGCUGCGCACGCUGGUGCUGUCCGGCAACCACAUCAAGGUGGUGGAGUCCGCGGCGCUGGAGGACCUGCCGCGGCUCGAGACGCUGCUGCUGGCCGACAACGGCAUGACGAAGCUGCAGCCGGGCGCGCUGCGCAACCUGCCCGCCCUGGCCACGCUGGACCUGCACCGCAACCGCCUGCAGGUCUUCUCGCUGAGCGCCUUCGUGAACGUGAGCCGCCCCGAGGCACCCCUCGCCAUCAACGCGUCCUGGAACCGCGUGGCGGAGCUCUACUCGGCGGACACGGAGGGCGCGCCGCUGUACGUGCACACCCUGGACCUGAGCCACAACUUCGUGGCGGAGCUCAAGACCAAGUUCUUGUCGGGCGUGGGCGCGUCGCUGCGCCGCCUGCACCUCGCGCACAACCGCAUCAGCCGCCUGGACGGGCACGUGCUGGCCGCCCUGCAGUCCCUGGAGCUGCUGUCGCUGCAGGACAACGACCUGGUCACGCUGGCGCCCAGGGCCUUCCAGGGCUGCGACAUGCUGCAGGUGCUGCUGCUGCAGCGGAACCACAUCGACGCGCUGCAGCCCGAGCAGUUCGCGAGGAUGGCCAGCCUGCGCGUGCUGGACCUGUCGCACAACCGGCUGCGCGGCGUGCCCGUCGGCGCGCUGGAGGCCACGCCGCUGGAGAGGCUGGACCUGUCGCACAAUGACCUGGCGGCCGUGCCGAGCGGCGCGCUGGCCGAGGUGGGCGGCACGCUGCGGUGGCUGGGGCUGGCCGGCAACGCGCUGCAGCACCUCGACGGCACGGUGUUCGUCGCCACGCCGGGGCUGCGGCACCUCGACCUGGCCGCCAACAAGCUCACCUUCCUGCCGGACAACGUGUUCUCGCCCUUGGGCGCGCUGCUGUCGCUACAGCUCGGCCACAACCCGCUGCGCGCCAACCUGGCCGAGCUGCUGCACUACAGACUGGGGCGCGAGAGCUUCGCCGAGGUUCCGCGCCUCGCCACGCUGACGCUGCGCGCGCUGCCGCUGGACACCAUGGAGGCCGACACGCUGCAGCCCCUGCGCCUGCUCCGCGUGCUGCGGGCAGAGGCCUGGACGAGGCUCGGGCCGCACGGCCUGGGCGCGGUGCUGGGCGCGGCGCCGUCCCUCAAGGUGCUGGCCUUGUCGGUGGGCGCCAAGACGGAGGCCUCGCCGCUGCCGCCGCACGUGACGGGGACACAGCUGGCCGAGUUUCCGGCCGCGCUGUUUGUGCGACUCGCCCACAUCCCUCAUCUGGCGCUCGACUUCCGGGAGAACGGCCUCAGCAGCAUGGCCCCGGAGACUUUCUACCGGAACUCGUCCUCGUGGGAGCGCGCCGGCACCACCCUCAUUUCCGGUGGCAUCAACCUGAAGGGCAACCCCUGGGUGUGCGACUGCUCGCUGUCGUGGCUGGGGGCCUGGCUGCGCCGGUGGCUGCGGGAGGUGUUGCAGGUGGGCCUAUCGCUCUGUCUCUGUCUCACGCAUUGGGCGUUGUGGCCGGCGGACGCGGCCGAGCUGUCGGAGGCACUGCUGGUGGAGCUGCGCGGCCAGCGCGCCGACUUCCAGAACACGUAUGCCCUCAUCGAGUCCAGGCUGGACAAGCUGGAGAAGGCCAUCACCAAUCAGCCCCGGGUCUCGGACCCGGCGGCGCGGCCGUCGCCCUCCGACGAGGAGACGCAGUACGUGCUGGGCGACGCCGAGUCCAUGGAGAUCAUCGUGAACCUGGGUCCACUGCGGGCCGGCCGGCCGCUUAACGUCGAGAGGCGCGCGGUGACGCCGUCCUCCAGGCGACUGUGGGACCAGGGUGGCGUCGACGGGGAUCUGGUGUUCAGCGUGCCCUCCACGAUGGGGGAGAUCGCGUCGUCCGUCUGCAUCAGCAUCACGGACUUCGAUGACGACCAGGAGCCCGAGGCCAAGCCUGGGCAACCGCCAGGCAAGCAUCCCGCCGCCGGCCCGCGGCCUGUCGAGGACGUCAAGAAGAGCAUCGGCGAGGCCAGGAAAACGGUCGCGGGUCCAGCACCCAAGGACAGUCCGGGCAAGGCAGGCAAGUACAGCAGCCUCGCCCAUCACUGCACCGCCGCGGAGCGUGUCUCUGACGUCUCGCCGUCCUUCCGAGCAGUGCCGGCUCCCACCAAGGACGUCACCGCCAAGAACAUCACCGCCAAGGACGUCUCCGCAAAGGGCGUCACCACCAAAGACAUCCCCACGAAAGACGCCAUCGUCAAGGACGCCGACGCCAAGGUCGCCACUGCCAAGGACGCCCCCGCCGUCCCCGCUCCAAUGCCGCGGCCGGCGUCAUCAAUCUGCUUCAGCCUGGAGGAGAACGAGGCCGAGGAGGCGGCGCAGGAGGCGCGCAGGGCGGUGGGCCCCAAAGUGUCCCUCAAGCUGCCCGGCCAGGCCCAGGGCCAGGCCUACACGCACGGCCCCUACGCCCUGCGCGGACCCAGAGGCAGCGCGCGGAGCUCGUCGGCGUCGCGGCUAUCCUGGCGCUCACCGCCACCCGGCAGCCAGGAACAGUGUGAGCACCGCGGCGAUCUCCAUCGUUCAAUAACUGUGGCUUGUUGA
This is a messenger RNA of Thrips palmi, 4143 nucleotides long. RefSeq names its product chaoptin-like. NCBI's taxonomy places the organism in Eukaryota, Metazoa, Arthropoda, Insecta, Thysanoptera, Thripidae. The transcript is spliced from 12 exons. Gene Ontology annotation, molecular function: protein binding. The record is from RefSeq and is a predicted model, not a curated record. Bases 1 to 4143 code for a protein of 1380 amino acids.